AUGCCUUCCGAACCCACCAAAGCCUCUAAUGCGGGCAUCAUCACCGAUGACGCGGGCGAGCGCCAGAUCCCCGAGUCGAAGCGAGCGGAUGGAAGCACGCGCAAAGCCAUCAAGAUCCGUCCCGGCUACCGCCCACCCGAAGAUGUUGAGGUCUACAAGAACCGCACGGCUGCAGCUUUCCGUGACCGAACCACAAAAGGUGGCAUUCCUGGUGCGGCGAGUCUGACGGAGGAAAAACCCGAAGCCUCUUCUUCUGCUGCGAGCAACAAGAAUGCGAAGCGUCGAGAAGCCAGGAAGAAGGCCAAGACUGCUGGCGAGGACGAGGUCACAGACGCCAAGCAGCAGCCCGGCGCCGAUGUCCCCAAGGCGGAGGAGGCCGACCCUGAAAUUGAGAAAGAGAAGAAGGCACGGAAUCUUAAGAAGAAGUUGAAGCAGGCCAAAGACCUCAAGAACAAGAAGGAGGGCGGAGAGACGCUACUGCCCGAGCAGAUCGCCAAGGUCAUCAAGAUCAACGAGCUCAUCCGCGAAUUGGAUGCUCUAGGCUUUGAUGCCGAAGGAGAGCCCAAGGCUAAGGGCGAGGCCGAGGGAGAUGCCAAAACCAAGGAUGACUCAAACGAAGCCUGA
Messenger RNA from Colletotrichum higginsianum IMI 349063, 624 nucleotides. RefSeq names its product RNA binding protein pym. NCBI's taxonomy places the organism in Eukaryota, Fungi, Ascomycota, Sordariomycetes, Glomerellales, Glomerellaceae. The record is from RefSeq and is a predicted model, not a curated record. Gene Ontology annotation, molecular function: RNA binding. Bases 1 to 624 code for a protein of 207 amino acids. Gene Ontology annotation, cellular component: cytoplasm; exon-exon junction complex. The transcript has a single exon. Gene Ontology annotation, biological process: exon-exon junction complex disassembly.